Molecule: messenger RNA, 600 nt
Organism: Histoplasma capsulatum G186AR
Lineage: Eukaryota; Fungi; Ascomycota; Eurotiomycetes; Onygenales; Ajellomycetaceae
Exons: 5
Coding region: 1-600 (199 amino acids)
Source: RefSeq, a predicted model, not a curated record
AUGCCUCUUCUCAACGUCAGCGAGUUGGACAUUGUUCUCGCGCCAGAGUUUGGAAUUACAUACCCGCGAUUGGUUGAGUUGGGAUUCCUUGUGCUGUUUCUCCAACGCCUUCCCGCAAUCCUGGUGCUGUACAAGCUCACGCCAAAAAGUGUGCAAGAACUGGAAGGAGGCCUUGUUCGUGAGAUAUUAUGGUCCAAUCGGAGUUGCCACGGUUUCUCUAUCUUGAACAUGCCCGCCACCUUUUCCCCAAGCUCGGAGAAGGGGAUACUGAAGAGACUAAUCUCACCCGUGCUCUUUCCCCUAUUGUUGGUCCUUUUUUUGAUUGUUUUCCACGGUCUCUCAAUUCCAAUUCAUAACAUCAUCUACAAGAUAGCAGGUAUCAAGCCGAUAGUGGAUAAGGCUGGCCAGGUCCUCGCGCGGUCCCACACGAGGGCCAAAGCAUCUGGGACCUAUCAAGCCCUCACGAUGGGCGAAGUAGAGACUGCUAAGGAGGAGAGCAUAUCGAGCUCCAGUCAGCUUUCUCGAGGUCAGAGCCUUGGUCACGGAAAACGAGCAUCCAUUUUGAGGAUAGCGGAAGCGAACAAGUGUGAUCGUAAUUAG